AGUAUUAAUUCCACAUCCUUAGUCACGAUUGUGUUUGUGUAUAAGGAAAAACAUGCAGUUUAUUUUUGUGAUCAAGACGCGACGGACAUUUUGAAAUGAGUGUAUUUUUACUGUGGAGGUCGCCCCUGCAAGCUUGAGAAACCAGACAUUGAAGAAAUCAUCAACAACUUUCAAUAAAACCAGUCAAAUGAAAAAUCAUAUGAACAGGCGGCAGAGGGGUAAGACAUCUAUGGAGCGAGGGGAGUAGAAGAACUGUCAAACGCUACAACAACACUAGCGCCACGUACCGGUGUCACUCGUCCUCCAGUGCCGGUAAACUUGUCAAAUGAUUCUUGCAUACACGUUUUAUAAGUACAAAUAGAUUUAUUGUACUAUCUACUAAUAAAGGAGCUAUUUCUGUUCCUUCUCUCUCAAUCAGACCAAAGAAAAAAGGUCUGCAAAGGAUCGACUUCACUUUCCGACGUACAAGGUUAAACCACUACAAAACUUCCAAACUAGGUUAGAUGAAGUUCAAAUUAGUACACUUGCAGUCUUCACCAGCUUGAGAUAACAGACAGAAGACGCUCACCACAUUGAUAUUAUUUCAUCAAUAAAUUCAACUUUAGACGCUAUUACUAUGAACGUAAAAGAAUAUAAAAAGCGUGCAGGAACAUCGGGCAUACAAGGACAACUGUAUGAAACGAAACUCACCAGUCUCAUUAACUUUAGAGCCUUGCACAACGACACAACAGAAAGUUUCCAUCUAGCCUCAAACAUCGAUGAAAUCGGCACUUUUGAUGAUAUUUGUCUAAGAAUCAAAGUGUCUGAAUUCGAUAAACCUUUGGCUAUAUUCAUCCAAGCCAAACAUCGAGAAAAUGAUAAACUAUUCACGUUUAGCAACAAGAACGAUUUAGCCAAAUAUUUUGAUAGUUAUUUUAGAAUCAGACAAUUGUUCAGUCCUGCAAAUAAGAGUCCAAUUUUCGGUGGAAAAUACGAAGAUGUUGAAUGCUUUUUUGUAAUGUACACUACAGCUAAAGAUGACAAUAGAACUGAGGUACACGAGGGUGAAUUUGCUGAUUAUUUAAAUGAGUUUAUAGGCACAGGAGAACCUUGCCUACAACCUGUUUAUGAAGAUGAUCAUUUAGACUUUCUAUGCAAGAUUGUAAUAAAAGAAGAAAUUGUUUGCUUAGCUCAAAAUAUAGCUAAGUUUAUAACUGAACAAAGUAACACGGAACUAUCGAUGAACAAUGAUUUGAUACUGCGCUACCAUGUGCUACUAGCUAAAGAAGUUUUUGAAGUAACUGAGAUUCAAACUGAAGGCCAUCGAUUUGUGCAUUUCAGGGAAGAUUUCUUUGGUUCUAUAAACGAAUUUAUCGUUCUAUUUAAAAACUUAUUAUGUUUAGACAUUCUAAAGAAAAACAGAUCAGAAAUGAAUGAUGAUAAAAUGGAUAAUAUAGAUUCUAUUCUAUCAAAGUUUCUUGCCGAACCCAAGGAAGAACUACUAUCAAAAUUAAUAGGCAAUGUUAUAACUUACAAGAAUAAUAAAUUGGAAUUCAUCCACAAAUCUACUAAUGAUGAAUUAAAACGAAAGCUUGAUAAAUUGAAUGUACCACAAACUGUUGUCUUUAACGCAGCUGUAAUUGAAGCUAAAGAAUACUUACAAGGUCUUAAACUGAAGGUACCAGCAUUUUUUGGUAACAAAGACUUAGCCAUAAGAGGUAAUGAUGCGAAAAUAGACAAAAGAUUAACACAUUUAACAACAAAAUUCGUAGAAAUAUUCGAAAAUGGGAAGACAGACAAUGUAAUAACGAUCGACGAAAGUCUUGGUGAUGGAUUUCUGCAGUUGAAUGGAGGAUUAUCUUCAGCCGUAGGAAAUAUAUUAGUAUUUGAUGACGAUACAAGACUUCUAAAAUUCACAGACGAUUUCGAAUCACUGGGCAGCAUAGCCAAGAGAUGGUACGAAAGACUGACAAUUAAAAUCGACAAUCUAAAUGAAUACAGACUAGACGUCAAAGUGAAAAAGUUUCCUAAACUUUCAUUUGAAAGAGGAGAAUACGAUGUCAGUUUGGUCAGAGAUUUUUACGACAGAUUGCUCUUUUUUACUGACCAAUCAGACCAGAGUGGAGUAGAAGAUAUACUCAAGAAAGAAAUAGAAGAUCAUCCAUGUAAUGAUGCCCAUAACUUCAGAGUGAGAUCUGACGUAAUAUUCCUAAGGUAUCACGAUGAAAUACAAAAACUAUGGAUGACUCCAAAAAAAGGAUCGUAUUUGACGAAAAAGAGCAAAAUAUACGAAAAUGCUGUUACAAACGCUAUGAGUGAACCUUUGAUUGGAGUAUUAAAUACGAUGCAUAGGAUUAAAAACAAAGAUUAUGUAUUCAAAGAAGUAUCCCUGAAGAUAUUUGCAGAAAGUGAUGUUACAGGAUCUGUUAUAGCAUCAGGAAGCCCAGUAUUGACAGCAGUCAAAUUGGAACAGUAUUUAGGCAAAAAAGACCACACCGUGUUAGACUUAGAAUACAUUUUCAAACUCCCUGUUAAGAGUCAUACGAUAUUUUGCAAAGAACUGACGAAUUGUAAGGAUAAAAUACUCAUAAUUCUGUCGAAUAAAAUACAAAACUUUAGAAGUUAUAACAAGAAAUUAGAAAGUAUCGCCAAGGCUGUAAAUGGUAAACCAAUUAUAAUAGUCGUUGAUAAACCUUUAGUGAAAACUAUAAAAGAAUAUUUCUCGCAAGUCAAUGCUAUUGUAAAUGACGACCCAAACUCUCUUAUAGAUCUUACAGAUGAAUCUCAAAAAAAGGUCCUAGGAGCUGCUAAAGCAAAGUUUCAAGGUUUAUAUGUAAAUUUAGAUAUGAUUAUAGAUGAAGAAUCUGCUAAAUUAAUAGAUGAAAAUAUACUAAAUAAUAUUAUUGACGGUAAAUUAAUUAAAAUAGGAAAUAAAAUCAUAGAUUACAGCUAUAAAAAGAACAAAGAGUUUUACAUAGACAGGAUAGUCAGCCGGAAUGAGAAGCUGGAAGAAGAGGUGUUAGAAGUAAAAGAAGUAAUGACACAAACUCUAUAUGACUUACACGAUGACGUUGUACUGAUAACAGCUUUACCAGGAAUGGGCAAGUCUACUUUAAUGACUCAUUUGUCCUUAAAAACAAAAGAAGUAAACCCUAAGCUGUGGAUAUUAAGGAUCAAUUUGUUAGAGCACACAAAGGCAUUGAGUGAUUGGAAAGAUGGUGGAACUGAUAUAAACAUGCUAGAAAGUUUAAGAUUCAUCUGUGACGUAGCCAUUUGUAAAGAUCACGAAGAUUGUAAUGAAGAUGAUGAAUUUAAAAUUGAACUGGAAGAAGUACUUGGAACAGUAAUCUUAAAAAACGGGCACGAAGACAGUCUUAUAGAAUUCCAACUUCAAUUAUUUCUCUAUUACUAUAACACUAAGGAAUUAAUAUUCAUUUUCGACGGGUUCGAUGAAAUAUUCCCUCAUUAUGCCGAUCAAGCACUUGCAUUAGUCAAAUCAGUGAGAGAUUUCACUAGAAAACAUAAGAUUUGGAUCACAAGUCGAUCUUUUAAUGAUAUUAAGUUAAUUUUGGAAGCUGAAUUUGGACUUUCGUAUGAGAUAGAACACUUUACUCGAUUAGAACAAGACAGCUAUCUCUUCACUUAUUGGCAAUCAAAAUUGCAGUUCAAAAAACUAAACAGUGACCAACUACAAAAUGUAAACAGCUUUGUUCAAUUUAUACAGAAGCAUGUACCGACUGGAGAUUUCUGUCUCCAUAGCAAAAUUCAACAUACGCCGUAUUUUAAAGUGUACCUUAAUUUCUUGGAAUAUUUGAAGAAACAGUCGAUAGACACAGGCAUUAAAUUUUCUUACGACGAAUACAACAACCAUAUGCUUAAAUUCGACUCAAGGAAAAGUGUUAUAUCAUAUUUCACCAACGACUUGAUUGCACCUCCCCUUCAUCUGUACCUACUAGCCGAAUAUUUCCUCAACAAAAUAAAAAAUGUCGACCAACAUGAAAAUAAAUGGGAUUUUUAUAUAACAGGAUAUAUUUUCUACGAAUAUUAUAUGGAAACGAAACUGAAGAGAAUUAGGUUUCAAGAGAAAAACAAAAUUGAUGUUUAUAAACCAGACAAUAAAGUUGCUUAUGAAAAAGAAAGGGUAGAAUGCAUUGAUAAGCAUAAAAAAUUGGGUGCUUAUGCCAUUUUUUAUCCAAAUACAGAUAUUUUUGAAGAAGCAGAAUUACAAGAAAUGCGAACAAUGAUAGAUGAACUCAAAGAUGGAAGGGACAAAACUGGUUUAAUCCGGACCGUAGCAGAUAACAUACCAAUAUUCGUACACAUGUCGUUUGCUGAAUAUUUUGCAGUAGAGUACAUUUGCGAUCAACUUAAAUCACAAGACACAGAAGAGAAGCAAGAGAAAAUAUGGAAAUUCAUAAUCAAGGUAAUGUUCUGUCAGUGCGAUAUGAACAUUUUCGAUAUAUUCAACACGAAAUUUAAAAUGGAUUCGCAGUUGAUUGAAAUAGCAGAGAGGAACAAACAAAUGAUCCGUCAGUUGAUGUAUGAAUUGAAAAAUUUCGGGAUGGUGACUAGAUGGUCGGAUUACGAAAGAAUAGACAAAAUUAGCCGAGGUAUUGACUACAGGUAUACAGACAGAUGUCUACUGCUCACUGUAACCUAUUCUACGCUACUGGAUAAUGGGCAGAUCGACGAAAAUUCUUGUCUAGAUUUUGAGAAGUUCUUCCAAUUCUAUUAUUUAGUUAAUGAAGAGUCUGGUCUAAUGGCUGUUAAAGUAUGAUAGUUGCACGUGAUGGCAGAGUCGGAUUAAGCUCAGAGACGCCCGAGACAAGCACCUCGUAGUCGCCCCUAAUAUUUUUGUCCCCGCCGUCACUCUAUGUACAUUUGUACACGCGCGUCUCGCGGCGCCCCUCUGUAACCUGGCGCCCGGCACUUGUCUAGAGCGCCUUAGGGAUAAUACGGCUCUGCGUGAUGGCGUAGAACAGACUCCGUAUAAAAGACGCUGUUUUUGUAAUAGUGGAAAAUCAUCAAUGACGUCUCCCGCGUUGGGUGAGACGGGCGGGGUAUCAGACUCUUACUGACUAUACACCACUCCGUUCCUACUCCUGUUUCGAAGUAAAAGUCAAGUC
This is a messenger RNA of Spodoptera litura, 5105 nucleotides long. RefSeq lists its product as uncharacterized. The record is from RefSeq and is a predicted model, not a curated record. NCBI's taxonomy places the organism in Eukaryota, Metazoa, Arthropoda, Insecta, Lepidoptera, Noctuidae.